Trichomycterus rosablanca is the source of this 6743-nucleotide messenger RNA. Its product is annotated as insulin receptor substrate 2-like. Gene Ontology annotation, cellular component: plasma membrane; cytosol. The transcript has 2 exons. Gene Ontology annotation, molecular function: insulin receptor binding; phosphatidylinositol 3-kinase binding. The record is from RefSeq and is a predicted model, not a curated record. The coding region runs from base 213 to 3386 and encodes 1057 amino acids. Gene Ontology annotation, biological process: insulin receptor signaling pathway. NCBI's taxonomy places the organism in Eukaryota, Metazoa, Chordata, Actinopteri, Siluriformes, Trichomycteridae.
UUAGUUUGUAACCGUAGCUGGAUGUGUAGGACGUCACAUGUUUUUUUUUCUCCCCUUUUCACUCCAGCCACUUUAGUGAUAUGGGUUAUUUACUGUUUAACGGCUCAGGAUUCGGGACGCGGAGCUCGAAGCCGGGACAGGAUUAAAAGCUCCAUAAGCUCCAAGUUCGAGCGCAGUGAGAGUUGUUUUUUUUUUUUUUCAGUACAGGAAGGAUGGAGAGUCCGCCGGCAGGAGCCGGUCACUCGCUUUCUAAUCUGAACGUGAAUAACAACAGCGUUAAAAAGUGCGGAUAUCUGAAGAAGCAGAAACACGGACAUAAGCGCUUUUUCGUGCUCAAGGCGCACACGGAGGGCUGCCCGGCGCGCCUCGAGUACUACGAAAGCGAGAAGAAAUGGAGGAACAAGGCGGCCGCUAAGAGAAUCAUCGCCCUGGACUCUUGCCUGAAUAUUAACAAACGAGCGGACGCUAAGCAUAAAUAUCUAAUCGCGCUGUACACCAAGGAUGAAUACUUCGCAGUAGCGGCGGACAACGAGCAGGAACAGGAGAACUGGUUUUGCGUACUGACGGAUUUAAUGAACGAGACGCGAUCGUGCGAUGGAUCGGCCACGCACUCCGCUUCGUCCCUGCUCGGGUUCGACGAGGCGAAUUACGGCGUUGUGACUCCGCUCGCAGCGGUCUACACGGAGGUCUGGCAGGUGAACUUAAAAUCGAGGGGACUAGGGCAAAGCAGGAAUCUAACCGGCGUGUACCGGCUGUGUUUAUCAAGCCGGACGAUCAGUUUUGUCAAGCUUAACUCGGACGUCGCGAGCGUGAGCCUGCAGCUGAUGAACAUCAGGCGCUGUGGUCACUCCGAUAGCUUCUUCUUUAUUGAAGUGGGCAGGUCAGCGGCUACAGGGCCGGGCGAGCUGUGGAUGCAAGCGGAUGACUCCGUCGUCGCGCAGAAUAUUCACGAAACCAUCCUGGAAGCUAUGAAGGCUAUGAAGGAGCUCAUGUGUGAAUUCCGACCGCGCAGUAAAAGCCAAUCAUCGGGCACGAACCCGAUUUCGGUGCCCGCCAGGAGGCAUCUCGGUCACCUACCGCGUCAGGCUGGACUGCACCGGAGGUCGCGCACGGACAGCCUGGCUGCUUCGUCACCUGGUACCAAAUUUACAUCGUGUCGGAUGCGAGCUGCCAGUGAAGGAGAUGGCAUGACCAGACCUGUUUCUUUAUCUGUAGCUGGAAGCCCUAUUAGUCCUAAAAUCAACCGGACAAACCUAUGUCGUUCAAAUACAGUUGCUGCCCGCCCUUGCAGGACAUUUGAAUCAAUCCCCCUCCAGCACAGUAAGUCCAUGUGCAUGUCUGUAUCUCAUUCUCUUUCUUCUACCGAUGCCAGUCCUGUCAGUCUACCCUCCACAGGUACCCGCCCCGCGAGCUGCACCGCCUCGGUUGCCGGCUCGCCCAGUGAUGCUGGCUUCAUCUCCUGUGAUGAAUGUGCGUCCAGUCCAGGUGAUGCCCGGCAUCCUUUAACCACUCACCGCAGCAUCACCCCGGAGUCUUUCACACACACCCCUCCUUCGCAAGACGGCGGUGACCUGUACGGCUACAUGAUCAUGGACAAGCAGAGUGUUUUUUUACUCAACCAGAACAGACACGGUCCACGCACUGUAGAAGAGACUUUGGGGGAUCUUGAGAAAACCUACAGAAAAAGAACAUACUCUCUCACCAUGCCACACCAGAAGAGGGUGCCAGCUCAGGUGUCUUCUGUUUCGCUGGAUGAAAACACGCUCAUUAGGGCCACUUUUAAAAAUUCAGGGCAUACCGCCUCCCCAAAAGUGGUGUAUCCUGAAGAUUACGGUGAUAUUGAAAUCGGAUCUUUACAAAAAAGCCCCAGAAGUAACUUGGGUGAUGAUGGGUACAUGCCAAUGAUAGCGGGUGUGGCGCAGACGAGUUGCAAGACUGAUAACUACAUGCCCAUGAGUCCUAUGUGUGUCUCCUCCCCAAAACAGAUCAUCAACCCAAAGACACACCCCCUCACGGUGGCCAACGGCUACAGAACGAGCUCGCCUAGCAGCUGCUCUCUGGAUGACAGUGGUUACAUGAGGAUGCUGUGUGGCUCCAAACUGUCUGUGGACAGCUCGGAUGGAAAACUGACCAACAGCGAGUACCUUAACAUGUCGCCAGCGGACCUGUGUGGGUCCGUCACGCCUCCAGAUGACUUCCUCACCACUGUGGGUGGCACGGAGCAGCUGCCUCCUCUCAGACAGCCCCACAUUUAUAGCUCUCUGCCCCGCUGCUACAAGCCACAACAGAAGACUGACAGUGGAGACAGAGAGGAUCAGUACGUCUUCAUGAGUCUUCAAAAUUGUAAAAUAGUGGAGGAGCCAGAGAAGGCAUCGCCCAAAAUUAUGCCCUCUAUUAUGAAGCACAACAGGCCUGACAGCCUUGUUCACAGACCCAGGAUGAACCGACCCACCCGUCUGCCCCUGGAUUUGCUCUGUACGCUGCCUAGCAUGAACGAGCACCCCUUGCCUUUUGAGCCAAAAAGCCCUGGUGAGUACAUAGACAUUGACUUUGGCCAUGCCAUACCACGAUACUCGCCACCCUCCACAGAGAGCCCUGCGUCCUCCCUAAGUUCCUCUAGUGAGCAAAGGAGGUCUCCCCUUUCUGAUUACAUGAACUUGAAUGUAAGCUCAGAGUCUCCCAAGUCUGGAGGUGGUGCCCCUUUCAGCCCCCUCAAUGCCAACCGGGACCCGGUAGCCUCUCCUGUUUUACCUGAGGAGAAAGUGGACUGUUACCACCUCAGAUCACAGGUGGCACCUUCAGGUCAGGAUGGAAAAACUAAGGACGAUUACACUGAAAUGACAUUCUGUGUAUCUGGCUCUUCUCCUCAGUCUUCAUCUCAGCCCACCAGCCCUCCACUCUGUGCGCGAAGGUUAAAUCUGGGUGGCGCUGUGGGGGUGGGAGCCGUCGAGUCGUUUCUGCUAUUGGGAGGCAACACGCACUUAGUAGACCCCGAUCGGGGCGCCAAGGUGAUCCGCGCCGACCCCCAGGGACGCAGGAGGCACAGUUCCGAAACCUUCUCCUCCACCACUACCGUCACACCCGUCUUCCCUUCGUUUGCACACGACGCCAAGCGGCACGGCUCAGCCUCUGUGGAGAACGUCUCCGCGCUGUUGAGGAACGACGAGAGCUUAGACGAGAAGACCAGCAGCCCGAUGUGCAGAGAGACGUCUGCGGGCUUUCAGAACGGACUGAACUACAUUGCCUUAAACCUGAUGGAUGAGGGACUGGCCGGUUGCGAUUCUCUCGUCCGAUUCGAAGCUGCCAGCUGCUGCAAGCGGGGCAUCGGUGCAAUACAUGCCAGUCUGUAUGGGUUCAAGGAUACAGCAACAGUGGUAAAAGACUAAACAGAUCCAGACCCCGUAUUGGACCCUCGAUACUUUUCCAGACAACAGAGAGAGAGAUGGGUGGAAAGAAAAAAAAAAAAAGACAAGGACGGCCGUGCAGACAGAUGUACCACACUGCUGCUCCUGCUGCCUCUCCUGCACUUGCCUGAUCUUUGACCCUUGAACUUAUUUAAAUGCCGAUCGCCAUGGCAACCAGGACACUUGACCUGCUCUUUGUCCCACUGACGAGGUCUUCUAUCUCCGUGCUGCUCUAAAAAUGACUAACGGACUUAACAGACACAAAGGCUGGACCCCACAUCUGUCUGUGCGUCAUUGUGGGCUCACUCCCUUAUAGACUCAUGUAUUACUGGUUUCUGUUUAAGUGCUUUGAACUUUUGAGGUGCCAGUGUCCCUGACCUGUGAAUCCAACCUGAAGUGUAACGUCAGCACACACUCACAUAUAUACACACACACACACACACACACACACACACAUGUUGCACAUGGCACGUACUUAUUUAUUUAUGUAUAUGUGUGCAUUGCUGGGUGUGUUUCAGAUACGUACACACGUACGCGGCGAUAAAUGGUUAUUUUCACCAACUAAAUGAACUAGUCGCUUAAAAACACUACCUCAGAUUAAGCCAGGUUUUGACUUGCAUAUUAAAAAUGAUAUAUUGAUCUAUAAAAACUAUUUAUUUUCAGUGCUGAAUGUUGUAAAUGCCAAUCCAAAGCCUUACUUACUGUCAAACAGUGUUUUCCUUACGGACAUUUGUUAUGGACCUAGAAACAUUCACAGAGUAUCAAAGAUCGCUUACCAUGGAAACUGAAUGUCUAAUGCAGUAGGAUCAGGAUUUUACCAUGAAUAGUGACUUCCUCUGCAAACAAAGAUUUCCUAUAUUGCUAUUCUUAUUCUAUUCUAAGUAUUACACAUAUAUUUAACUGAUUUUAAUAUUAAUAUAAUUCUAUUUAUAACUGCUGGUGAAUGGCAGGGGAUGCGGUGCAACGCUGCCUCACUCACAUCCAUGUGUGCUAAGCAGCUGCCAGUUAGCCAGCCAGUCAGGUACAUAGAUACAAAUACACUCACCACAAGUGUCCACCAAAUAGACAUGUAAAACACAAGGACCUAAUUUUACUCUACCGCUUUUAGAUUUAUUAACCCGGGAGCUUGUCCUCACCACUAGGGCCUGGUGCACACAAUGUGAUCCUAAUGCUCAUUUCUAGUCGCUGGCUAAUUUUGGGAAGGUGUCUUCCCAGGCAGAUCAUUGAUGAAACGUUAGUACUUGACCGCUUCUGUAGUAGAAGUGGUUCAGCAAUGUGAUUUCUGCAGUUGCUGAUCAGUCGUUAGGGCUUCAACUGUGCUAACAACUCCCCAACAAGUAGUUGUGAGUCUAACAUAGAGCAGCAACCAAUAAGAGCAAUUGAGUAUAUAAAAACCAAGAAUUAUGAGGAGUGUAUUACAAGGCGCAUAUUAUAUUCAAAACUCACUUGCAAAUAGAGCAAAGAAGUCUUGCUGGGUCUCAAAUAACUCUCUGUAUACUGAAGAGUAUUAUGAGUUACAAAUAGAUCUUCAGUAAUAGUGAGAGCACUGUUUUAGUCAUAUUGUGAAGUUUGAGAAACAGUCUUUCAGCUCAUACGCAGCGCCGAUUUUCUAAUUCAGGGCUAAAUAAGCAAAUUUUAACAGGCACGUGAACACAAAAUAAAAUUGUACAUGAAUACCACUUGUGGGCGCCCAGGUGGCGCAGCGGGAUAUUCCGCGAGCACACCAGCGCAGAGAUUGUGAACUACUCGGUUCGAAACUCGGUCAGCCGGGCGCCAUCUAGCGGGCAUAAUUGGCAGUGCCUGCAGCAGAUACGGUUCUGCUAGGGCGGGAUGACCGGACUAUGUGGGUAAGGUCUUCAAACACUGUGUAAGGAUCCGGAUGGGCAGAUAGAUAGGCACCUGUGCAGAAUUAAUGGGUGAAAAAGGGUUACACAAAAGGGCUGCAUGUGGAUUGGAGGAGGCGUGAGCAGCAAUAUACCCACCUCGACUGCAAUCAGGGAUCCCCCAGCAGCGGAAGACAAAUCGACUACACUAAAUUGGGAGAAAAUGCAUAGACAAAUAAUAAAAAUACCCAUUGUUGAGGCUUUACCAUUUUUAUUAAUUAAGUACAUUUUGUUUUGUGUUUCAUUUUGAUGCAUUGUUUGUACAUCAAACCGAUAUGUGAGUUGCUUGAAAAAAGUUCCAUUCUAAUCUAGAAGUGCACCAGCAGGAUACAUUGAACUUUAAAGAAAAAAAUACCAUGCAACCUGUAUUACACUCCUUACGCCCUUAAUCUAUGAUCUGUUCCACUCUUUGUUUCUGCAGUGUCAUGUAAACAGUCAAAAAACCUUGAAAAUUGAUAAAUCAUGAAUUGUUACACCUAAUCAUGUAAUGCGCACUAUGCUGUGAUCACAAGAAGUACCAGUGUUUUGUCUUGCACUUAUAAAGUACUCGGAUUGUAACACAGAAAUGAAUUUGAAUGUAGAGUAUUCUGCAGCUCCGUAUGAGCAAAGCACGGACAAAGCGAAACGAAACAAAACCAGUAAAUCGUACGACAAACACAAGCAAAAUGAAAGUCACAUGACUUGCCUACAAGCUGUAAAUAUGUAUAUAGAAAAGCUGAUGAUGCAACCGAUGUGCAGUUGUGACUUUGGAAUGUUUUUAAGUUAAUGAUGAGAUAAAACCUUUGUUUUUUGUGUAUAUAAGCAGUAUAUGUUUAAAUAAAUUUCCCCAACAGGUAAAGCACUAAUGAAGGUACUUGCCAAACACCAAAGUUUGGCCUGGAGGUUUUUUUAUUAUUAUUUCUAAUCUUUUGCUAGGUUUGUAAGAAUGUGCAAACUGUAUGAUAAAUGCCACUGAGGAAAUAUUUUAUAAUGCUGUAACAUAAAAACGAAAACAUUCAAUUUAAUUGAAUACUACUUGAUAUUAAAGAAUAGGUACAAAUUUACAUAUGGCAUAUGCAAUAUUUACAUUUUAUAAAAAAUUAAAUAGUUUACAGAAAGAAACCAAAUGUAUAAAUACUGUUCAUAAAGUUUGAUAAACCAUGAAAAGGUUUUUUUGCUGUACAUAUUAUUUUCUUGCCAACUUUGAAUGAAAACCUUUCAGUUUUUUGCUAUUGGAAUCUACCAGUGAUCUGAGCAGUGUUCUUACUCUAAUUAUAUUUUUUCUCAGUAUGGAAAAGAUGACUAUUUUAAGCCUUGCUUGGUUUUUUUUUUUUGCUGUGUCUUCCAUUGUACAUAUUUCAUCUAGUGCGCAUUGUGAUGCUAUUGAGAGAUAAUUUAAUAUCAGUGUAGUUAGUAUUGCUUUAGAACAUGUAAUGAUUGGGAAUAGGCACAUGCAAUAAAACGAUAACAUUAAGAA